ACCUCCUCACGAGAACAUGCCUCUCGCAAAGGAUCUCCUCCAUCCCUCUCUAGAAGAGGAGAAGAGGAAACACAAGAAGAAGCGCCUGGUGCAGAGUCCCAAUUCCUAUUUCAUGGAUGUGAAAUGCCCAGGAUGCUAUAAAAUCACCACGGUCUUUAGCCAUGCACAAACCGUAGUUUUGUGCGUUGGCUGCUCCACUGUCCUCUGCCAGCCUACAGGAGGAAAAGCAAGGCUUACAGAAGGAUGUUCCUUCAGGAGGAAGCAGCACUAAAAGCACCCUGAAUCAAGAUGAGUGGAAAACCCUCCCAAUAAACACAUUUUGGAUAAAAAAAAAA
Cynocephalus volans (Philippine flying lemur) is the source of this 335-nucleotide messenger RNA. Its product is annotated as small ribosomal subunit protein eS27-like. Gene Ontology annotation, molecular function: RNA binding; structural constituent of ribosome. Gene Ontology annotation, cellular component: ribosome; cytosolic small ribosomal subunit. Bases 17 to 271 code for a protein of 84 amino acids. NCBI's taxonomy places the organism in Eukaryota, Metazoa, Chordata, Mammalia, Dermoptera, Cynocephalidae. The transcript has a single exon. Gene Ontology annotation, biological process: ribosomal small subunit assembly; translation. The record is from RefSeq and is a predicted model, not a curated record.